Molecule: messenger RNA, 1332 nt
Organism: Culex quinquefasciatus (southern house mosquito)
Lineage: Eukaryota; Metazoa; Arthropoda; Insecta; Diptera; Culicidae
Exons: 4
Coding region: 117-1232 (371 amino acids)
Biological process (GO): regulation of transcription by RNA polymerase II
Cellular component (GO): nucleus; transcription regulator complex
Source: RefSeq, a predicted model, not a curated record
GUUCAGGGAAAUUUGUUGAACGGGCGUUUUUGUUUCGAUCAGUUUUGUUUACAAUUUUUCAAGUGUAAUUUUUCUUAUAAUUUUUGUUAAUAAUUAAAUAAAAAGACACAGUCGAAAUGGAGUGGAGUUUUGGCAACACCGUGAUGCUCGCAGGAAUCGUCAAACAGUAUCCGAUUUUGUACGACGGAACGAUCCACUACAGAAAAAGGCAAUUUGCCUGGGGCUUGGUUGCGAAGCGAAUAGGACAGGAAGCAACCCCCAAGGACUGCCAAAUCAAGUGGAGCAACUUGAAAAAGGAGUUUAGCCUGUCCCUAGGCCGUACUUCGCCAUCACCCAACAGUGCACUGGCUCCGCAUUUGAGCUUUCUGCUUCCGUUUAUGAAGCAGCUGCAAACCACCGAAGAAAGGGCACUUGAUCCGAUGAAUAGUUUGAAGUACUUGAUAAAGCUAACAGGUUUAGUUCGAGAGCACCCUUGCCUGUACAACAAACGUGGCAAGCAACUUAGGGCAUCCAUUUGGGAGCAGAUUGCAACGGAUAUGGAAGAUGGAACAACUGGCACACAAUGCCAAACCAGAUGGUUGAGACUGCGAAACAAAUACACCAACUCCCUGAGAAUGGGAACUCCAAUGACACCAAACGGAAUGAAACAGCAUCUCGAAUUUUUGAACGAGUACGUGAAUGUGCAACCACAAAUUUCACAAAAACCGCCGCCACCCUUGAAGGAGAGCGAAGACGACAAGUUUCUGUACAAGCUGAUUGACGUCGUCCGAGAUUAUCCUAUCCUGUACGAUGGAACCAAAUUCAAUCCUGCAAUCUUUGAAACUAAUUGGCAGAAUGUGGCUAAAACGUUAGGAAACGGAGCAACUGCCAGCGAUUGCCGAUACCGAUGGCGAAAACUGCGCAAAAAUUUGAAACUUCAUCUGAAGGGCACAACGUUUCAGUUGAAAAAUCCCGCCUUAAUUCAACGGCUAGAGUUCCUAAAGCCGUACGUGAUGUAUAAACGGCCUGCCGAAGAAACCCACAUGACGGAAGCGAAGCGGCGAGCUGGCCUGUUGGUCACCUUUGGUCGGCAGUGCCAGGCCCUGCAAAUCGAUAUCCGGGACAACGAUACGAUGCAUCUGUUGAACUUUCUGCCGGACAUGGCAAGCAUGAACGAGGCGCAGAAGAGACGCUUCCGGAUUGGGGCGGUUAAGACAGCCCGGGAGAUUCUCGGCGAUGACGCGACUGACUGACUGACUGACGUGAUAUGCAGAAAAUCUAGAUGUAAAUUAAUUAUACGGCAACUUUGUUUUAAAGCGCAAUAAAAUUGAAAAUAACUAAAACUAAUUUAAA